This is a messenger RNA of Psylliodes chrysocephalus, 1813 nucleotides long. NCBI's taxonomy places the organism in Eukaryota, Metazoa, Arthropoda, Insecta, Coleoptera, Chrysomelidae. The record is from the annotation of a GenBank genome assembly.
UAAAUUUUAUGUGAACUAGACUAUAUGAUUCUGUCAUCUAUAAACAUAAAUCAAAAGAAAAAAAUUAUCUUUUUAUAGCUGAUGACACCAUCAAAAUAUAUUGACUUUUCAGUUACAUUAAUUUUUCAACGUUGGCAACGUCUUUCAAUAAAUGUCACUUAUGUCAAAUCAAAUGGGAUUUGCUUCGGUCAGAUUUUUAAAAAUCCAUUUUUAUAUUUUUUAGGGACGAAUGGAUGUGAAAAUGUAUCAAAUUUAAUUUCGUGUAUACAUAUUUUUAACCAGAAAUGGGGACCGUGCAUGCUAAAGUUGAAGAAAAUUUUACCGAAGCACAUUCCGAGAUAAAGAGCAGUGCUAGGGAGUUGCCUGAUAAAGGACAAAUCAAAGAAAUCGAAAUAGGAGGUGUUAAGGCAAGAGUGGACAAAAUACAUAUAGAUGGGCUGUCUAGAACAAAAAAUGAUAUUAUAGAGGAUUGCAUAAGGGAGUUAUUCAAAGCUAAAGACUUUCAAGAUGUGUUGUUAAAGGCUCACAAGGCAAGAGUGAAGUUGGACGAACUCGGUUGCUUCAAGAAUAUUUCUGUAUUUAUAGACACCAGUAAGGGACCCAAAGCUACUCCUGAUGGAUUAGAAGUUACUUUUAAUGUGAAAGAGCAUAAAAGGAUAAUAGGCGGCGUUAGUACACAUGUAGGAAACAACGAGGGUGUACUGCAGAUCGGCAUAAAGACGCCAAAUAUUUUUGGAAGGGGCGAAAGAGUGCAAGUUGAGUAUAGUCAUGGAUCAAAGAAAACUAGCAAUUUUAAUUUGGCAUUUAUUAAGCCUUUUAGGGGUAAACACCGUCCAACUUUAACUACAAGUAUGUUUCAAUCUCACAUGGAAUUUCCUUCUUCAGCCUAUAAAAUGCUUGAAAAGGGAGUGGUAUUUGAUUUAGGUUUCUAUUCGUGGUCAUUAUUAAAACACAACAUCCAAUGGGAAGGCAACAUCAGAGAUUUGAGCACCCUAUCCAGAAAUGCCUCUUUUGACGUCAGGAAAGAGUCUGGUUUGAGUUUAAAAUCGUCUCUCAAACACGUCCUAUCGUUAGACCUGAGGGACGAAAUCAUAUUCCCCACAACGGGUUCUUUAUUACAACUCACUUCGGAGUACGCAGGCGUCGGUGGAGAUGUCGGUUUCUUGAAAAACGAUCUCUACUUGCAAACCAACUAUUCCAUUUUGCCAGAUAUCGUAUUCCAAGGAUGCCUAAUGGGUGGUUACAUGUCUGGCAUCAGUAACGACUUGAAAAUCAGCCUGGCCGAUAUGUACUUCCUGGGCGGACCUCUGUCGAUGAGAGGCUUCCAAAUGCGCGGCGUCGGGCCCCAUUCGGACGGAGACGCUUUGGGAUCGAGAGCGUAUUGGGCCGGGGGGCUGCACUUAUUUACGCCGUUGCCGUUCCGACCUGGUAGAGGCGGCUUUGGAGAUUUGUUUAGAACGCAUUUCUUCGUCAAUGCCGGGAAUGUGGGUGAUAUCGAAGUGAAAUCCGGUCAAAACAUCCUGGAAAUAAUACGGAACAAUGUUCGAGUAUCAUAUGGUUUGGGCAUAGCCUUGCGACUUGGCAACAUGGCACGUUUAGAAAUCAACUAUUGCUUCCCGUACAUUUACGAUAAAUGCGACCAAACGCAUCCAGGCGUUCAAUUCGGAAUCGGUGUUCAGUUUUUAUAGCCGAAAAUUUACUAUUUUUGACGCCCCCGGUUGUAUUAGUAAAACUGUACAAUUUUUAUCAAAAUGUAUGUGUACCAUAGUGGAUGAAUUUGUUAUUUAUUAAAUUAAAAAAAUCGUUGUCUCAA